Messenger RNA from Naegleria gruberi, 1905 nucleotides. RefSeq lists its product as uncharacterized. Gene Ontology annotation, biological process: amino acid transmembrane transport. The coding region runs from base 1 to 1905 and encodes 634 amino acids. Lineage: Eukaryota; Heterolobosea; Eutetramitea; Acrasida; Naegleriidae. The record is from RefSeq and is a predicted model, not a curated record. The transcript has a single exon. Gene Ontology annotation, molecular function: amino acid transmembrane transporter activity.
AUGUCAUUCUCAGUAGUUUCGAAUAGUUGUUCUUCAGCUGUUACUACUAAUGGACCACCAUUAGAAAGUGUAAAUAUUGAAAUGAGGUUGGAUAGUGAGGUGUCAAUGUAUUCUGUUUCAUUAGAUGGUAUUUAUGGAAAUGUGUUAUCUGAAGCAAAUGUUGUCUCAUCACCUGCUUUGAAUAGUUGUGUUUCGUCCUUUUCAUUGAAGAAACCUUCUCCAUUGGAUCAACGCUUGGAUUUGUUGAAGUUUGUGAAACAAUUUGUCAGAGUAGAGAAGAAUGAAAGUAAGGAAGUAAUUGAAGAGGAAUUGAGAAUUGUUUCAACUUGGAGUCAACAAGAUAUGAUGAACACUCCAUCAGUGGCAAGCAUGUCAAGUUUAAACUCUGAAAUGAGUUUAAUGUCAAUGACCUCUGACAGAUCAUUAGCAAAUAUGAUCAAAGAUGAUUAUUUCAAAGUUCCAGAAAAGAAGGAAAAGAAGAAUGGUAAAAGAAAGAGAUCUCUAAUUUAUGAUAAGAAGACAGGCAUAUUCUUGUCAGUAUUCAAUUUGAUUAAUGAUGUUUUGAGUCCAGGUACUUUGAGUAUGUCUCAAAUGACAGCUCAAUCAGGUAUUUUCUCAAGUUUGAUUCUUACCGUGUUCUUUGGAUUGGUAACUUUAUUUACUUUAAUGAUUUUAUAUGAAUUGAGAAGAAAGUAUUUGAAAACUAGUUUAUUGGAAUUGUCAGAAUUGGCAUUUGGUAAACCAGGUGUUGUCAUUGCAAGUAUUCCAAUUCUAUUAUUCAACUUUGGUGGGGCAUUAGGCAUGUUUAUCAUGUUUGGGCAUUUAGUUCCAGAUUUACUUUUACUAGUUGAAAAGAAUUUCAGUUCUAUUCUUAGUGGAUAUUCUUUCCUUUUUAGUAGAGAAUCUGUAUUGAUAAUUUUGACAAUUAUUAUGAUUCCAUUUGCUUUGAGAAAGAAUUUGGGAAGUUACGCAAUUACUUCAUUCAUUUCAGUUAGCUCCGUAUUGCUGGUUGGAAUUUGGUUGGCAAUUGAAAAGAUGACAGGUCAAAGAGCUCUCAUUCCAUCUUCUAAUGCAUUUGAUUUUGCAAAGAGUGAAAUUUUAUCUGCUUUUGGAGCUUUGGCAUUUAUCUAUGUUUGCCACGAUAUAGUAUUUCACAUAUUUUCCAAUUUAAGAAGACCUACCAGAUUUAGAUUCUUUCUAGUGGCACUAUUUGUAGUGAUUAUUACAAUCCUAACUAUUACAUGUGUUGGAAUGAGUGGAUAUUUAAUAUUUUAUGAUAAGUGUCUAGAUGACGCCAAUGUAUUGAACUUGUUUCCUUUCAAUGAUCCAAUGGCAAUCAUUGCAAGAAUAAUCAUUUCCCUCAAUAUUAUCAUGUCUAUUCCUUAUGCAUUAUUCAUGCCAAGGGAUUGUUUGCAUACAUUGUUAAAGACAAUUUUACCAAAAGUUUACAAGCGAAUUCAAAAGACAAAAGUGAGAAGAAACAUUCUUCAUGUAAUUUUGACAAUGACAGUUUUAUUGACAUCUUUUGGAGUGGCUAUUGGUGUUACUGAUUUAGGCAUUGUAGCAGAUUUAUUUGGAGCAGUAGCUGCUAGUUCAUUAGCAUAUAUUAUUCCACCAAGUCUUUAUUUAAAAUUGGAAUUUUCAUUUGGAUGUUCAUUAAAGAGAUCAAAUGAUGAAAAUAUUGAACUUUCCAACACAAAAUCAGUAACCGAAACCAAUAACACUAUUAUUGAACAUCCAUUGGAAGAGUAUUACGCAAAGAAGAGCAAUGAUGCACAUUCAAAUUCUCUCAGACAACAAUUAUUUAGAAUUCUAAUUGGAGUUACUUGUAUGAUGGUUUUGCUAUUGGGUAUUUUCAUUCUAGUUGGAACCAUUACAAGUGUAAUUAUUCAUAAAUUUGUCUAA